Orbilia oligospora ATCC 24927 is the source of this 1050-nucleotide messenger RNA. RefSeq lists its product as uncharacterized. Lineage: Eukaryota; Fungi; Ascomycota; Orbiliomycetes; Orbiliales; Orbiliaceae. Gene Ontology annotation, molecular function: zinc ion binding; GTP cyclohydrolase I activity; GTP binding. Gene Ontology annotation, biological process: tetrahydrobiopterin biosynthetic process; tetrahydrofolate biosynthetic process. The transcript has 5 exons. The record is from RefSeq and is a predicted model, not a curated record. Gene Ontology annotation, cellular component: cytoplasm. The coding region runs from base 1 to 1050 and encodes 349 amino acids.
AUGGACCAUACAGCCUACCAACAAACAGACUUCGCCGCUCAACCUAUAAGGUCACUCGCGAACCUCAAUACACCUUCCACCCCUCAAUCUUUAAGCAGAAUGACCCAAAACGACGUUAUGUCCUCUGCGACAGCCCCAGAGCAGCAGCAGGAAGCUUCGGCGCUCCCACUUCCGCCACCACACCUCGAGACAAACCCGCUGUUCAGGUCGAUAGCUGCAAGCACAUCGGUUUAUCCACAUUUGCAUCCCCGUCCACUGCAGGAUGCUCCGGUGGAUAUUAAAAACGCUAUUGUUCCGGUGCAGCCCCAGACCAGGUUCCAACUUAACGGUCAUGAGCCUACAAAGACGCUAGAUACCUACGGAGCACACACUCCUGCUGUUUCGAGACCUGAAAGUCCUUUCCGUCUGGCUACACCAGUGGAUUAUGACGGAUUGAGUUGGCCGAGUACCGGAACUAGAGCGAGGUUGGACGAAUCUGAGGAAGAGAAGGCUGCUAGGGUCAAGAAGAUGGCUGGAGCUAUCCAGACCCUCCUUGAGUGUAUCGGCGAGGACCCAUCGAGAGAAGGCCUACUUGCGACCCCGGAGCGAUACGCCAAAGCUAUGCUUUUUUUCACUAAGGGAUACGAAGAGAACCUCCGCGAUGUUGUCAACAAUGCCGUUUUUACAGAAGAUGCAGACGAACUAGUCAUUGUUAAGGAUAUUGAGAUUUACAGCCUGUGCGAACACCAUCUUGUCCCAUUCACUGGAAAGAUGCACAUCGGCUACAUCCCCAAUAACCAAGUUAUCGGUCUCUCCAAGCUCGCCCGUAUCGCAGAAAUGUACUCCCGUAGACUUCAAGUCCAGGAGCGUCUUACCAAACAAGUUGCUCUUGCUAUUUCAGAAAUUCUGAAGCCCCAGGGCGUGGCUGUCGUCAUGGAGAGCACGCACAUGUGUAUGGUUAUGCGAGGCGUUCAGAAGUCUGGCGCUGUCACAACCACCAGCUGCAUGCUUGGAAAGAUGAGGCAGGCUGCUAAGACAAGAGAGGAAUUCUUGAACCUAAUCAAGAGGUAA